AUGUCUACUUCUCAGCCCGCCGCGGGCAAGAAAGGGGACGCUGUUGUCCAUGAUUGCGAAAUGGAAAGCAAUGGAGCUGGCGACGUUGCUGUCGGCGAAGUGCUUGAACAGUCCGUCAAGCGGCAGCCUUACACCUGGAAGACUUUCUAUCGCAGUGUGCUGUUCCAGAUGAUAUUGUUUGGAGCGUAAGUAGAAAAGUCGAAUUCUUGGGACCAAAAAUACUGACGCCGCGUAUCCAGUCUUUCCUUCGUCGGUAAAUGCCUUCCAUGGAAUCAAUUCCCACAACUGCUGUGAUCUCUAACAACACAGUCAUCAAGGCCCCGCAAUGGGAGACGCCAUUUCGAAUCUCGGCGGCGGAGGCCUCUCGACGCCUUUCCUGGCGAAUUUGGCGAAUGCCCUCAAUUACGCCACCGGCUGCUUGACGACGCUCUUCGGCGGGCCGCUGAUCAACCAAUUGGGGAUCAAAUGGUCCUGUGUGAUCGCCGCGGUCAUUAUGCCUCUGACGGGAUCGGCAUACUAUACCAAUGCCAAAUUUGGGAUCAAUUCGUAUCUGCUCGCUUCUCAGGUAGGUAGGGGUCUUCCUCCCAAAAAAACGUGAUACAAAGUCAUGUUGUUGGCUGAUGACUUGACUUGGAUGUGUAAGGUCAUUGGAGGUGCCACGUCCGGUUUUCUGUACGUGGCCGAGACGACGGCGAUGUUGUCUUAUCCCCCUCAGGACGAUCGAGGGUUCUAUCUCGGUUGGGUUUCCCCUCAGUCAAUUGUCUCGCUAUGCAUUCUGACAAGACGUAGGCAUCUGGUCCGCAAUGCGCAACUCCGGAAGCGUCAUCGGGGGCGCCAUCAAUUUCGCCAAUAACCACCAAGAUGCUUCGGCGGGAGGUAUUGCCUGGUCAACAUAUCUCAUCUUCGUCGGUUUCGGUACGACCAAAUAAUCCCCAUUGUUUGAUUUCCCAGAUCCCUGACAGAAAAAUCUCUCUUUCAGAAUGUACCGGCAUCCUCUGGGCCUUCCUGCUCUCGACGACCCGCAAAGUCCGCCGCCGAGACGGCAGCAGAAUCGAAAUGGCAGCACGUAUAACCUGGAGACAAGAAUUCAUCGCCCUCAAAGACCACCUGAUCAACAGCAAAGUUCGUCCUCCAAAAAUUCAUCCCCUCUCCAUCUCCUGCUAACCUUUUGGGCUCUUUCUCUAAACAAAACAAAAACAGACCUGGCUCGUCUUCAUCCCCUCCUUCUAUUCCUUCUUCUACGGCGGCACAAUGGGAACCUACCUCUCCCUCCACUUUUCCGUCCGAGCACGUGCCCUGUCUUCCCUCAUCGUCCGUAAGUCUCUCUCCGCCAACCGCCGAACCUCCAUCCUCUCCGACAAACUCUCGAAUAACAGACUUCCCCCCCUCCCCUUAGCUUCGAUCGUCAUCCCCCUCGUGAUAGCCUACGGCCGCCUCCUGGACCUCAAACGCCUCUCCCUCCGCAGACGAGCCUGGAUCGCCUUCCUCCUCUGGCUCCUGCCCCAAAUCGCCUCUUUCAUCUGGAUCGGAAUCGAAUACAGAAACUUCGGCCAAGAAACCUAUGCCCUCGAUUACCUCGAAACUCCCUCGCGGUGGGCGAAAGCAUACAUCCCCUACCUGAUAAUCUUCGUCACGGGCUACUGGACGCAGUUAUGUCUGUAUUGGAUCCUGGGCUGCUUGUCGACGGACAUGCAGACGAGUUCGAGGACGGGGGGCUUAUUCCGGGCUUUUGAGACGGCGGGGCAGGCGGUGAGUUAUGGGAUUAAUUCUGCUGGGUUGGGAGAUCGGAGGGUGCCGUUUUUUGUCAAUUGUGCCGUGUUGGUGGUGACGAUGCCUUGUAUGGUGGCUCUGAUUCGGAUGGUGGCGGGGAUUGAAGAGAAACGGAAGGCGGCGGUGGUGGUGGGAGAGGAGGACUCGGGCGAGGGGGCUUUCGGUUCGAGAAAAGUCGUUUAG
This is a messenger RNA of Lecanosticta acicola, 1953 nucleotides long. The record is from the annotation of a GenBank genome assembly. NCBI's taxonomy places the organism in Eukaryota, Fungi, Ascomycota, Dothideomycetes, Mycosphaerellales, Mycosphaerellaceae.